AUGAAUAAAAGAAAAAGUGUAUCACAAUCUGAGUAUGCUAAAACUAUUGGGAGUCUUAUGCUUUUAAUGAACCAUACUCUGCCAGAUAUUGCCUAUGCUAUUAAUAGACUGUGUAGAUAUACCCAUAACCCAAGUAGUGAAAAUUGGAAUGCUCUUAAGCAUCUGCUGAAGUGCCUUAAAGGUACGAUGAGUUGGGGAUUGCAAUUUGUUGGAUACCUUGCAGUCCUAAAGAGAUAUUGUGAUGCAAACUGGGUAUCUGAUAAUGAUGAGGUUAGCUCUACCAGUAGCUAUGUGUUUACUUUAGGUGGAGCAACCAUUUCUUGGAAGUCUGCUAAACAGACGUGUGUUGCUCGCUCCACCAUGGAAUCAGAGUUUAUAGCUCUUGAUUUUGCCGAGAAAUAG
Molecule: messenger RNA, 402 nt
Organism: Gossypium raimondii (Peruvian cotton)
Lineage: Eukaryota; Viridiplantae; Streptophyta; Magnoliopsida; Malvales; Malvaceae
Product: secreted RxLR effector protein 161-like
Exons: 1
Coding region: 1-402 (133 amino acids)
Source: RefSeq, a predicted model, not a curated record